Molecule: messenger RNA, 789 nt
Organism: Drosophila teissieri
Lineage: Eukaryota; Metazoa; Arthropoda; Insecta; Diptera; Drosophilidae
Gene: fd19B
Product: fork head domain transcription factor slp1
Exons: 1
Coding region: 1-789 (262 amino acids)
Biological process (GO): regulation of transcription by RNA polymerase II; cell differentiation; anatomical structure morphogenesis
Molecular function (GO): RNA polymerase II cis-regulatory region sequence-specific DNA binding; DNA-binding transcription factor activity, RNA polymerase II-specific
Source: RefSeq, a predicted model, not a curated record
AUGGACACGACACCAGUCUUCCAGUCCAGCUUCUCCAUCCGCUCGCUGCUCUCCGUGGACAAAAAGGAGGACUCACCCACUUCUAAGCACAACUCCGGAAACAGCUCCAGCUCCAGCUCCAGCUCGAGCUCCAAUUCCAGCUCGGAUUCGAUGGCCGCCAAGAGCAAUGCGAAGCCGGCUUUCACCUACAGCGCCCUCAUUGUGAUGGCCAUCUGGAGCAGUUCCGAGAAGCGCCUGACCCUGAGCGGGAUCUGCAAGUGGAUCGCGGAGAACUUCCCGUACUAUCGCACCCGCAAGAGCGUCUGGCAGAACUCCAUCCGGCACAACCUGAGCCUCAAUCCGUUCUUCGUGCGGGUGCCGCGAGCCCUCGAUGAUCCUGGACGUGGCCACUACUGGGCCCUCGAUCCGUAUGCCGAGGAUCUGUCCAUCGGCGAGACAACGGGACGCCUGCGCCGCAGCAACUGGCCGCAGAAUCCGGUGCCGAGGCCCAAGGUCACCGGCCAUCCCUACCAGCGAGUGCCCUAUUAUGGGUACGGGAACGGCCAAUAUGUCAAGGCUCACAGCGCCUACUUCCCCAUUGUGGACCACCAGCACCACGCCGCCAUGGUGCAGCACUACCAGAGCAUGAUGCACAGAUACCAGAUGAUGCCACAUCCUCACCAUCACCAGCACCAGCAUCAGCAUCCCCAUACGCAUUCGCAUUCGCAUCCUCAUCUCAUCCAACAGUCGAAGCCCCUGCAUCCCCAGGAGCCAUUGCAUCAUCACCCGUAUCACCUGCACCAAGAGUGA